Molecule: messenger RNA, 393 nt
Organism: Zasmidium cellare ATCC 36951
Lineage: Eukaryota; Fungi; Ascomycota; Dothideomycetes; Mycosphaerellales; Mycosphaerellaceae
Exons: 1
Coding region: 1-393 (130 amino acids)
Source: RefSeq, a predicted model, not a curated record
AUGGCGACUGAUUCGAAUGACAACAACUCGUCUGGGCCUCCUGUGAAAAUCGAAGCAGGCCCCAAGAUCGACAAGACGACAAUCAUAUGGCUCUCUGUGGUUAUAGCGCUCGUGACGAUUGGCAUCAUCAUCGCAUUUGUCGUCCUUGGUCGCAGAUUCUGUUGCGCAAGCAAGAAGCGUAAGAACAAGAUUGAUUACUUGGACAAUCGGAUUUCCUGUGGGGCGUGGAAUGGGGAUGCACCAUUGCAGGUGGGCGCAGAGAAGUUAGCUCAUCAGUCGAAGGUGUAUGGAGGUCCUAAAGAGCGGCUCUGGGAGAUCACGAUACCGCCUGCGAUCACCGUCGUGCCCUCAUCGCAACGAGGCAAAUACGUCGAAGUCGAUUCGGUAAUUUGA